This is a messenger RNA of Rubroshorea leprosula, 1061 nucleotides long. NCBI's taxonomy places the organism in Eukaryota, Viridiplantae, Streptophyta, Magnoliopsida, Malvales, Dipterocarpaceae. The record is from the annotation of a GenBank genome assembly.
AUCUCCCUCUACUCCCGAUAACUCUUCUCAACUCUACCUUUCGAUCAUUCCUCUCUACCCAUCUUCCAUCUAUCACACUUCUCACCAGAUCCCGAGCUUGACUUUUCCAAAAUCCUCAUUUAUCGAUUGCUCUUCUCUACCCAUCUGCUCUAUCUACGGAUUGCUCCAUCCCUAAAUCUCUUCCUUUUAAGGUUUUUCUUUAUUGUUUUGGGUGCUCUAGUUAGGGAAUUUCGAUACUUCUCUCCAUCUUAAACCCCCAAAAUGUGACCUCUUGACACCAUCGUGGAAUCUCCAUUUUUCGUUUUAGAGACCCAGAACCCAAUCAAUUCAUCUCCUUCUCUCAUAGGUAAUACGGGUGGCUCUUUGAAUGCCAUGGGUUUUGGCACAACUUGGCUCUUAUUGUCUCCUCGCUUCUCUUCAUGCUUUACUUGGGUUUCAGGCCAAGAAGAGCUUCUAGAAGCUUUCUUAUGGCAAGUCCUUCAUCAUGAUAGCCUGUUACUUCUACCUUUGGCUAGUUAGCUUGCUCAAUCUUGCUUGGUGUUCUUUUUAGGUUUGUGGGGUUUCAAUUUGUUUCUUUGGUUUUCUAUUUUCGGUUUCUUGAAUCGAUAAAUAGUUUGGCUGGUUAAUUUGCAAUUGUGUCUCUGUGGUAUUUGAUAUAUUGAUCAUAGGUUUUGAGUUUCUAAGAUUAGUCAAUCAAUUUUUGAAUUUGCAACAUUGCUACUGGAAGAUUUAAGCUCUUAGUAAGUGUCAGAUAAAAAUUCUUUAUUAUUCUUAUUAAGUUGAAAGGGAGCUUAGGUUAUGAUUUUUUGCUUAAUUGAAAUGAAACUUGGCUGUUUUCCGUUUACUUGAGUGCUUAAGCUUAUUGGGUCUAUCUUGAAGCUACUUAGCUUUUGAUUCAUUUUGUGAAUAUGACCAUUACACUUUAAACCUUUCUAAUCAGCACACAAUCUCUGAAUUUGUUGGUGUGUGUUUUUGUGUUUUUCCCCCUUUUUUUUUUUUUUCUCUUUUUUCUUUUGUUUUUGGGAGAGAUUUGAGAAGUAAAAUAAAUUGUUCUUGAAUUG